Punica granatum (pomegranate) is the source of this 1103-nucleotide messenger RNA. NCBI's taxonomy places the organism in Eukaryota, Viridiplantae, Streptophyta, Magnoliopsida, Myrtales, Lythraceae. The record is from RefSeq and is a predicted model, not a curated record.
UCCUUCCACUUUCAGAAACUCUCCCAUGAUCCCUUUCCCUUCUCCAUCCCCAUUAAUAAACAAAAACAGAAGGAGGCUUGACUAUAUGAAUGCUGUGAAUCCAAGAGGUUGAAGAUCAAGAAAAACGAUGGGGGAAGUUGGAGCUGCAGCUUCUCUGGGCUUUUGCAUUAAUGGCUCGGGUUUCGGCACAGGGAAGUUGAAGCUGCAGCAGCAGCAACUUGUGAUGCUGAAGAACAGAGCUCGAUGCCCGAUGGAGCUGACUGGGACGAGGUCGAGAAAGCUGCUGGUAGUAAAGAGCGAGACGGGGAAGAAGCCUUCCAGUUAUACCUCCAAGAUCGCGACUGACAUCCCACUCUACGAAGCUCCCGGGGCUUCGUUCGAUCAGUAUUUGGAGGACAAGCCCAGAGUAUUCAAAGCAAUCUUUCCUGAUAAAAGGAGAAGCCAGCGAUUGAAUGAGGAAGAGUGGAGAAUUCAGAUGCUCCCGAUUCAGUUUCUAUUCCUCAAGGUAUGGCCACAGAUUGACAUGAGGUUGAGAUGCAGGUCGAUGGGCAAAGAUUAUCCGGCUGGAGUCCCUCAUGAUGUCUCCAAAGUCCUGGAGCUUGACAUUAUAAGGUGGGAGCUCCAAGGGCUCGAUAACGUUCUCAAGCCAUCUCAUUUCUCGCUCGGGGUUAGAGGAGCCUUGUACGCAGAAAGAAGGGAGGCAAGGAGCCGACUUAAAGGUCAGCUCGAGAUGACCAUAAGCUUUAUUCUACCCCCAGUGCUUGCUCUUGUUCCCGGAGAUGUCCUCCAAAGCGUAGCAGAAUCGGUGUUGAAGAGAUUGGUGGAGAACAUGAAGCAUAAAGUCAAUGGCAGCUUGCUUGCAGAUUACGGAGAGUUCAAAAGCAAAGCCCGAAGCGUCCGGUUUGAUCAGGAAGUUCAGACCAAAGUUAAGAGUACCUAAAAACGGAAAAUCGAGGCUGUUGAGUAGAUACCUGAAAGUAAGCAGUUCUCAACUCUUGAUUUCUUACUGAAUUUGAGUUACAGAUCAUUGUUCAUGUGAAAAGGAAAAGACCUCAAUCGGAAUGGAAAAUUGUGAAUCUGGAUUUAGAGAAUUUUUCAAUUUU